Messenger RNA from Anoplophora glabripennis (Asian longhorned beetle), 1681 nucleotides. RefSeq names its product zinc finger protein 669-like. Bases 35 to 1681 code for a protein of 548 amino acids. The transcript has 2 exons. Gene Ontology annotation, molecular function: DNA-binding transcription factor activity, RNA polymerase II-specific; zinc ion binding; RNA polymerase II cis-regulatory region sequence-specific DNA binding. Gene Ontology annotation, biological process: regulation of DNA-templated transcription. Gene Ontology annotation, cellular component: nucleus. The record is from RefSeq and is a predicted model, not a curated record. NCBI's taxonomy places the organism in Eukaryota, Metazoa, Arthropoda, Insecta, Coleoptera, Cerambycidae.
CCAAGUUAUAUUUGUUUAUGAUUUAAAAAUUAAUAUGAGUUAUAUAAAUGAACUAACAAAUAUUAAAUCUCUUUGUAGAAUAUGUUUAACGCAAAGCAAAAAUAUUAUUCCUUUAAACACAAAUUUGGAAAAUAUUGAAAAAAGUCCUCUAAUUAAGGAAGCUCUAGAAGAAGUUGUAGGCUAUACGAUAACUUGUAAUAAAGGGUAUCCUGAAGUAAUUUGCGCAAUGUGCCAAGGACUUCUUAAAAUAUCAUACAAUUUGAAAAUUCAAUUUAAAAAAUCCGAAAAAAUACUGUUACAACAUUUCAAAAAUAUGUCGGACCCUUUUAAGUUAAAUAAUGAAAACUCUGAAUCAAAAACUGAAGAUCUUUCUGAUGAAACUUCACAUGUAGAAAUAAUAGUAGGAUCCAGUAAAUAUGAUUUAAAAGAUAUUCUUAUUGUAGAAGAAGAAAAGUCGGACGAAGAAAAUUUCAAGGGUUUCCUAAAUAAUCUUGGGAAAACUGUUACAGCUAAAUUCGUUAAUAAAGCUAAAAGCCUCCAAAAGAGUGUGCAUGAAGAAAAAGCAAUAUUGCAGAUUGAAAAAUUAGAAUCUCCGACUAAAAAUGAAAAUGUCACAAAAAAAUUAAAACCCACUUUAGAAUGUUUAGAUCAAUAUAUAAUAACUCAAGAUGAUGAACAAUUCAUUCAAAAUGCUAAAAACAACUUUUGUAAGGCAAAUUUUAAUUUGGAAAAAUUUGGUUUAAAAAAUUUUACCGAUGCAGAUCAAGAUUUAUUUCAGAGUGCCUUAAGUAUGCAAUUGAAAUGCAAUAUUUGUGACAAAAUGUUUUCAUCUAAGGGGAGAUUUAAAAGACAUUUAGAAUCUUGUAAAAAAGUACAGUAUAAUGUGAUUAAAAAUGAAAGUGGAGGAAUUUUUGCGUUAAAAUGUCAUUUGUGCCCGAGAAUCUUUAAACAGAAGAAAUUCCUGAAUUAUCAUGAAAAAACGGCACACAGUACGGAACCUAUAAAAUAUAAAUGUGACAUUUGUGGCCAAACUUUACGAAACAGGAAUGUUCUCAUGUACCAUAAGCUCACAAAACACGGCGAAAGAAAAUUUGAGUGUGAAUUAUGUGAAAAAAAGUUUUUCACCUCAAAUGGUCUAAAAACCCACGUCCAAAGUCACACACAAAGAAAUGUUGCUCAGUGUGUUUGUCCCGUCUGCGGUAAAACUUUUCAUUACAAAGGAGGACUUUUCUAUCACAUGAAAUUGCACACCAACGAACGAAAAUAUUGCUGUGAAUUUUGUGACAAAAAAUUUUACACUCUGAAUGCUAAGAAACGCCAUACCCUUACUCAUACAGGUAUUCGUCCGUAUGCUUGUAAGUACUGUGAUAAACGAUUUUUUUCCACGGGAGAAGGGCAUAAACACGAAUAUUUGCAUACCGGUGUACGGCCUUAUUCUUGCCAGUACUGCAAGAAAGGGUUUUCGUCUUCGUACAAUAUGAAAGUCCACCUCGUCAGUCACCCCGGUCCUUACGCCUGUAAGUUCUGUGACAAAACUUUCGUUAACAUGAACGUUCUCAAAUUUCAUCACAGAACGAAACAUUCUAUCACUGAGGAAGUGGAAGAUAAUCUAGAAUUAAGCAAUACUCAACCCAAUCAGGUACCGGGAAGUCAAGUGGUUCUCGAAUUGUGUUCAGUGUAA